AUGGCCGUGUUGAUAACAUGGGAUGGGAUGGAUGAGAGGGUGCGAGAUGGAGAGAGUCUGCCUGGGGUAGGCGUUCUCGGUGUCCCGAACUGGAUGCCCAAGUUUCGUCCCUGCCAACCCAAAUCCAACGGCGGCCCUGCUCCUGCCAUUGCUCCUACUCUUUUCCCCCAUCAGCCCAAGUCCUACGGCCAGCACCUGCGCCGUACCCCUGAUCGUCCAUCAGGAUGGUCAAUGCCGACAACUGGUGCUUUAUUCCUUUGCCACGGCAGCCAAGACUUGAGCCCUACUCAACCAACCCUACGGGCCCGCCGUUUGCCACGAGUUUUCCCAUCCGCCGCUAGUCUCACUGCACUGCCCGAGACAACCGAAGGAUGCCAAGCUUGCACAACAAUAAGCCUGCUCUUUGCUGCCGGAAGGGGAGCGAACGUUCUGAUUCUGAGAGGGCUGGUUGGUGCAUGGCAUCUCGGCCUGUCCAAUCUGCCCGAUGAUGACUCCAAGAAGAACUCCGUCUGA
Verticillium alfalfae VaMs.102 is the source of this 513-nucleotide messenger RNA. RefSeq lists its product with no specific name. The transcript has 4 exons. NCBI's taxonomy places the organism in Eukaryota, Fungi, Ascomycota, Sordariomycetes, Glomerellales, Plectosphaerellaceae. Bases 1 to 513 code for a protein of 170 amino acids. The record is from RefSeq and is a predicted model, not a curated record.